This is a messenger RNA of Strongylus vulgaris, 252 nucleotides long. NCBI's taxonomy places the organism in Eukaryota, Metazoa, Nematoda, Chromadorea, Rhabditida, Strongylidae. The record is from the annotation of a GenBank genome assembly.
AUGUCCGUACGCCAAAGUCGUAACGGUGAUGUAACAGUUGACGCAAGACCUCGCGUGAUUCAAUGCAGCCCGUCUACAACCGCUGUGUUCGUGCGUAGUUCAUACAUCGACAUGGGUGUGCAGGAAAGCGAAAAAGCCUAUGUGAAAAGAGGACUGAAGCGGGUACACGUCUCUCGAUCUGGCAUGGUGGUCUCCGACGGGAAUUGCAUCACCUCGAUGGACCAUUUUGGACGAAUUGUGAGCAGUACCUAA